CCCCUGGGGGGUCGAUCGGACGCUCGCCCCGCAUAAAAAACGGCACCCGCUGCCAGACGGUGGCACGCCGCGCACCUCGGUCCCGCCUGCGCUGUGCUGGGACGCCCAGUCCCGCUGCUCGCUUGGACCGGCUCGAUGGACCCGACUCGCCGCCUGGCGCUGAUGUUUUUGCCGCUGCUCAUGAUCGGGGCCGCCCCCGGCCGCCUGGUUCAGGCGCACAUAGGAAAUAACGCGGAGAUCUGCCUCCUGCCCCCCGAGGAAGGGCCCUGUAGGGCCCGAAUUCCCAGCUACUACUACGACAGGCACACGCAGAGCUGCCGCCAGUUCAUCUAUGGGGGCUGCAAGGGCAACGCCAACAACUUCGAAACCUGGGCGGCCUGCGACGAAGCUUGCUGGAGGAUCGAGAAAGUUCCCCACAUUUGCCGGUUGGAAGUCAAUGAAAAUAUAUGUGAGGAGCCCAGAGAAAUGUAUUUCUUCAAUCUAAUGACCAUGACAUGUGAAAAAUUCAUGUCUGGUGGUUGUAACCGUAAUGAAAACCAGUUCUCUGAUGAAGCUUCUUGUAUGGACUUCUGUGCACCAAAGAAAAGUCCAAUAUUUUGCUACAGCCCAAAAGAUGAGGGUCUGUGCUCUGCUAAUGUGACUCGCUAUUAUUUUAAUACAAGAUACAAAACUUGCAUGGCUUUCACCUAUAGUGGCUGUGGAGGGAAUGACAAUAACUUUACUAACAUGAAGGAUUGCACACGUGUUUGUGCAAAAGCAUUGAAGAAGGGGAAGAAAAAGAAGAUGCCAAAGCUUCGUUUUGCCAAUAGAGGCCUGAAAAUUGAGAGGAAGCAAUUUUAAGCAUUUUCUUGUAUGUCAUCCUAUGAAUGGUUAUUGUCUUUAUGGUUCUAUCUGAAGAAUAAUAUGGGAGCAUGAGGAAACAAAUCAAUAGUGAUUCAAUCACAGUUUUUAUUGAACUUGUAUCAAUCAAGUUACUUCUUUAUACAUAACUUGCUGCUAUUCAAAUGUUAACCUGUUAUUUUUAAUUUACUGUCUACCUUUUUAUAAGAUUGAAUACUUAUAAGAUAUAAAAACAAAUAUGAUUCACCCAGUUCUUAGGGUUGCUAGUCCUAAUUUCAGAAGGUGAUAGUAACUGAAGUAACAUUAGACAGAAUCAUGUACUUUAAACAUAUAUAAUCAUACGAAGAACUGGAAAAUACAUUUCAUUAUGAACUUAAAAAAUUGGAUUGUAUAUUAAACCCAAGGAGACAAAAUUUCAAAUUUACCAAGACUUUAAAAAUCAUUCCAAAUAAUACUAAAGUAGACCCUACGUUACUGUACUCCCAUUUCUGUUGUGUGAGAUUGCAGGGUGAUGAGUAAGGGGAUUUAUUUAAGAGAUAAUACAAUAACUUUUGUGACUUAAUUAAAAAGCUAGUCAAUUUAUUAAAAUCAUAAAUAUUCUCCUGGGAAAAUUAUUAUGUCUCUGUCUUUUUCUCUGUCUAUCCUCAAUUACAUAUAUAGUGUGUAUACAUAUAGAUAGAUGGUCUUAAGUUUUCCUGUUGUUAUAUUAUUUCCUAAGAGAAAAUGGGUGGGACACCACUAAAAUUGUUAAAAUUUUUGUUGUGUUCUUGUUUAUAUUAUACCAAAAAUCAUGCAUGAUUUAAUAAUUUAA
This is a messenger RNA of Urocitellus parryii (Arctic ground squirrel), 1651 nucleotides long. RefSeq names its product tissue factor pathway inhibitor 2 (gene Tfpi2). Gene Ontology annotation, cellular component: extracellular region. Lineage: Eukaryota; Metazoa; Chordata; Mammalia; Rodentia; Sciuridae. Gene Ontology annotation, molecular function: serine-type endopeptidase inhibitor activity. Gene Ontology annotation, biological process: negative regulation of peptidase activity. The record is from RefSeq and is a predicted model, not a curated record.